Molecule: messenger RNA, 1269 nt
Organism: Coffea eugenioides
Lineage: Eukaryota; Viridiplantae; Streptophyta; Magnoliopsida; Gentianales; Rubiaceae
Exons: 6
Coding region: 1-1269 (422 amino acids)
Source: RefSeq, a predicted model, not a curated record
AUGAAAGAAAUUUGGGGUCGACCUAAGGAACUUCCACGGAUUGAGAUUAAACUCGAUGACAAUGGGAUCCCAAUAAGUGAGAAAACCUCUUUCUCUGAAUUCUUGGGCAGUUUGGCUAGGAAUGGUAUGUAUUGUCCAAUAGAUGUUGAAACAUGGCUUAAGAUGCCAAGGAAACUUAAAAUGGACAUGUUAGAAGUGAUAAAGGAAAGAUUUGCUUUGCCUAUGGGACUGAAAGCUUGGACCUUAAGAUCUAUUGACAAAAAAUGGAGAAGUUGGAAGGCAGAUUUAAAGGCUAACUAUUUUGAUCCUGCCGUGCCAAAUGCUGAAGCUCGGUUUCAAAAGGACAUAAGGGUACGGGAAGAGCAAUGGAUCAAACUUUGGGCUUAUUGGAAAAGUGAAGAAGCAAAGGCUAAACAGUUGGGAAAACCUCCUACUAGAGUAGAAAUGUUCAAUAAGUUUUAUACCCAUGCCGAUGGAACUCCAUCAAGUACCAUAGUUGCUGAGAAUUUGGAAAAAAUGACUGAGCUGAAAAAUCAGCUUCCAUCGGAUUCGCAAGAUCCAGUUGGUCGCGAUGAUAUAUUUGCCCAGGUGGUUGGGCAAGACAAACAUGGUCAUGUUCGCUUGUUUAGUGACGGUGUGAAUCCAACAGACUUAUGGGAAAACAUUCCUAGUUGCAACACAUGCUACCGUAUAAGUGUUCAACAACAGUCAACAUUGGUCUUUUUGGAGGAAAGACUUCAGCGACAAGGUGAUGAAAUAGACAGCUUGAAGAAAAUGGUUUUAGUUCAACAUGGAAGGGGCUCUCCAAUUGACAGCCCGAGACAUCCUUCAUCAUCAUCUAACAAUGUGUCAAGCCAUGCUCCAUCGCGAGCCACGCGACCUAUUCGAGUAGGGAAUAUGAUUUCACUAAAAAGUUUGUUUGACCCAACAAAAAUCGUGGCAAAGGGAUAUUUACGGAGUAUGAAUCCAUUGGAUGAGGUCGGGGGACAAGCUCUUGGGCCAAACUGGUGUGAAAUACAGAUACAAGUUGCAAUGACUCCACGUGAGCAAUUGAUUAGACCAUAUGAUUUACAACAAACAAUUCAAGAUGCACUCGGUGCACCAGUUGCUCGGUGGAACCAGCUGAAGAAUGAUGGGGACUUCGUGGUUAUGCCUGAGGACUCUCAACAAAAUGGAAAGUUUGGAAGCUACUUCUACUUCUUUCAACUUAUUAGGGAUGAGAGUUUUUAUUUUGUGCUUCCGAUAGAGCUUUCAAGUUAUUGUAAAUAA